AUGAAUUACCUCAGAUCCUUAGUCUCAGGACAAAAGAAAAGAUAUCGUGAAGACGGGUAUAACCUUGACCUCUCAUACAUCACAGAGCGAAUAAUUGCAAUGGCAAUUCCAGGUGAAGGACUUACCAAAAUCUACAGAAAUCCACUCGAAUCAGUUUCUAAAUUUUUAAAUGAACACCACAAAGGCAAUUAUAUGGUGAUCAAAAAUUAUUAAUGUUUUUUUAUGAAAAAAUAAUUAAAUAAAAAAAAUUAUUACUCAAUUACAUGAUUUUAAAUCUCAGCGGAAUCCAGUAUGACUAUGCCAAAUUUGACCACAAUGUCAAAGAGUUCCCAUGGUCUGAUCAUUACCCUCCUCCAAUUGAGCUCUUAUUUAAAGCUUGCCAAGAAAUGCAUUUUUGGCUUGCUGAGUCCAUUGACCAUAUUGUCGCCGUUAACUGUCGAGCUGGUAAAGGUCGGACUGGGACCCUAAUUUGUUGUUAUUUGAUAUACUCAGGCCGAUUCUCAGAUCCAGAUCAAGCUCUAACUUACUACCGAAGAAAGCGCUUUGUCAAAGGUGGUGGGGUCCAGCAGCCCUCACAAAUCCGCUACGUCCGAUAUUUUGCAGAAAUUUUCCAUGGGAGGGUCAAAUGUCCUGUAGUCUCCAAACUCACAAAAAUCCGUCUCCUUACCUCCCCGCACUCUGCUGGUAUUUCUUGCAAGCCAAUUAUCGAAAUUUCAAGCGGAAAAACUGCACUAUACACAAACAAAGCAGACCACAGAGAAGACCAAAAAAGCAUAUUGGACUCAUGAGAAGACAUCAGAUACCAUGAGAUCUUUAAUGACGAGCUUGCUUUACAAGGGGACAUUUUGUGUAAAAUAUCCCAUUGGGGAGCUAUAAAACAAAAAACUGUCUGUAGGUUUUCCUUUAAUACAGGAUUUAUUGAGCCUAGCGGCAUUUUAAGACUUGAAAAAAGUGAAAUUGACCCUUUUAAAUUUGCGUAUAGCAAAAAAGUUUCAGACCAAUUUGCGAUUGAAUUGUCAUUUGAAGAAAUGUGCCCGUGCACUCCAGAUAUGGCAAUUAAUGAUAGAUGUCAAGCUUGCUAUUCGAAGCUUGACCCUGAUGAAAUUAUGAAAUGGCGAAAUAUAAAGAAAAUUAUCUUUGAGAGAAUCAAUGAAAAUUCGUCAAGGCUGCUGUUUGGGAAUACAAGGCUCGAUGAUAUUGAUGAAGUUCUUAAUCAAGAAAUUACUCCUACAAAUUCGUGCGAUUGUGAGGAGGAAUAA
Molecule: messenger RNA, 1259 nt
Organism: Blepharisma stoltei
Lineage: Eukaryota; Ciliophora; Heterotrichea; Heterotrichida; Blepharismidae
Source: the annotation of a GenBank genome assembly